Messenger RNA from Tachyglossus aculeatus (Australian echidna), 924 nucleotides. Its product is annotated as START domain-containing protein 10-like. The transcript has 6 exons. The record is from RefSeq and is a predicted model, not a curated record. Gene Ontology annotation, molecular function: lipid binding. Bases 1 to 822 code for a protein of 273 amino acids. NCBI's taxonomy places the organism in Eukaryota, Metazoa, Chordata, Mammalia, Monotremata, Tachyglossidae.
AUGUCCCGGAGAGGGGACGGCGUCUACAUCCCGGAUGACUCCGAUUUCCGCUCGUUCCAGGAGCAGUGCGAGAGCCCCGACGGCUGGCAGAGCCAGUUCAGCCACGGCGGGGUGACGGUGUGGAGCCAGAGCCCCCAAGACGAGGCGCGCACCGUACAGAAGAUCAAGAUGCGGAUCUCGUGCCGGGACGUGGCGGCCGAGACCCUAUACGACGUGUUGCACGAUAUCCACUAUCGCCCUAAGUGGGACUCGCAUAUGAUCGACACGUUCGACAUUGGGCGGCUGACGGCCAACGCCGACGUGGGCUACUACUCCUGGCGCUGCCCCAGCCCGCUGAAGAACAGAGACUUUGUGACUCUUCGGUCCUGGCUGCCCUUAGGACAAGACUAUAUCAUCGUCAACUACAGCGUUAAACACCCGAAGCACCCCCCUCGAAAGGACUUCGUGCGGGCCGUGUCCCUGCAGACCGGUUACCUGGUCAAAGCCAGCGGGGGCGGAGGCUGCGUCCUCUACUACCUCAGCCAGGUGGACCCCCGAGGGUCGCUGCCCAAGUGGGUGGUCAACAAGGUGACCCAGCUAAUGGCCCCAAAGGCCCUGAAAAAGAUCUACAAGGCGGGCCUGAAGUAUCCCGAUUGGAAACGGAAGCACAGUCCGGGCUACAAGCCCUGGCUUUUCCCGGAGCAGAACACGCUGCCCACCUUGAGCCUGGCCGAGCUGGCUCUGCAGCACGCAGACUCCCUGGAGGCCAUCGACGAGAGUGGCGUUGUCGAAGAGCGCGCUCCCCACAGCGCGGACCCCAAGGAGGAGCCGCGGGAGGCCUGACCGCCCUCCCCAACACCUCCGAGUUCACUCCUGUCCAGAGUGAACCCCCCUCCCACUGUCCUAUCCUCUCUAGGAGACCCUCCCCUGAUCAGCCCCACCCUC